Messenger RNA from Dibothriocephalus latus, 1077 nucleotides. Lineage: Eukaryota; Metazoa; Platyhelminthes; Cestoda; Diphyllobothriidea; Diphyllobothriidae. The record is from the annotation of a GenBank genome assembly.
AUGGCAUCCUCUGCAAUUGACAUAGUUAAAAUUGGAAGCAUCAUAAAAGACCGCUGGAAUGUCUUAAAGAAAAUAGGGAGUGGUUCUUUUGGAGAGGUAUACGAGGCUCAGGAUGCACUUACACAACAAAAGGUGGCCAUUAAGGUGGAGUCCUCCCGACAAGCCAAACAACUUUUGAAAAUGGAAGUUGCAGUUUUGAAGAGACUUCAGGGAAAGCCUCAUGUUUGUCUAUUUAUGGGAUGUGGUCGAAACGACAAAUACAGCUACGUUAUUAUGAGUCUUCAAAGUCGCAACCUUGCGGAGCUCAGGCGUUCAAGUCCCCGUGGCUACUUUUCACUUUCAACCACCGUAAGAAUUGGCCGACAAGUUCUGACAGCUAUCGAGAACAUUCAUGCUAUCGGUUUUUUGCACCGUGACAUUGAACCUUCUAAUUUUGUAUUGGGGGGUGGAAGCGGACCUGGAUCUAUUAGUCCACGAACCAUAGUAAUGCUUGAUUUCGGUUGCGCACGCCAGUACACUACAGGAGAUGGCGACCUUAGGCCACCGAGACGGGUUGCUAGCUUUCGUGGAACUGUCCGUUACGCAUCCGUCAAUGCCCACCUGAACAAAGAAUUAGGUCGACAUGACGACUUGUGGUCACUGUAUUACAUGUUAGGAGAAUGUGUUACUGGCCAGCUGCCUUGGCGUAAAGUAACGGACAAGGAUCACGUUGGAAUUAUAAAGAAAACUUUUGAUCAUAAUAAUUUGCUGAGAUAUUUGCCUCGUGAAUUUCGUCCCUUUUUGAAACAUAUCCAAAAUCUAACAUAUUUUGACAAACCUGACUACGAAUUUCUACAAUCCUUACUCUCAACUUACAUGGAACGGAAGUCCAUCAGUGAAGAUGAUCCCUUCGAUUGGGAGGUGUCUAAUGAUCAGUCCGGAGGGACUAACGAAACUGGCGAGCACCACACUAAUUUGCAUACACCUCCCGCUCCAGAAGCUAGCAAAGGAAUGGGAACUGUUGCCGCCGAAGAAGCCCACAUGCCAACACUACUAGACUCGGGAGGCAUGGCACCCGCUGAAAGUGGUGCUGUGUAG